Malus domestica (apple) is the source of this 2999-nucleotide messenger RNA. RefSeq names its product pentatricopeptide repeat-containing protein At5g02860. Gene Ontology annotation, molecular function: protein binding. Lineage: Eukaryota; Viridiplantae; Streptophyta; Magnoliopsida; Rosales; Rosaceae. The record is from RefSeq and is a predicted model, not a curated record.
UCCAAGGCCAAAGCCGAAGCCAAGGGUAACAAAAUUUACCCGAGUCUCACACCAAAACCCAGCCACUAAACCCAAAACUUUCUCACUCUAUCUCCAAUGGCAGAGCAAAUAGCUCUCCCUCUUCUCCUUCCCAACCCACCUCCCUCCUCCAGACCCUUCUUCCAAACCCACCACCAACCCCAAAACCCAGCCACUCCCCCACCGCCUCCCAUGACCCCUCUCCUCCAAGAGCUCCUCCUCCACCCAAACCCCUCCACCCCACAAACCCAAAACCCCUCUUCCCCUUCCACCCUCCCCAGAGCUCGCACUCGCAUCGGCAGGUCACGCGACUCCAACCGCGGCAAGCCCUGGUCCCACCACCGUCUCUCCUCCCAAGGUCAGCAUAUCCUCCACUCCUUUCUCGACCCACAAUUCGAUUCCUCCGAUUUAGGUGAGAAACUUGUUGGUUUAGUUGAAAUGCAUAGGGAUGAAUUUGGUUCUAGCUUGGACUCUCUUGCUUUGGAUUUACUGGGUAUUGUUAAAGGUUUAAGCUUUCACAAGAAAUUUGACUUGGCGAUUAGUGUUUUCGAGUGGUUUAAGAAACGUGAGGAUUGUGAUUCGGUUUUGAGUGGCUCUGUUGUUGCUGUGAUUAUUAGUAUUCUGGGGAAAGUGGGUCGGGUUUCAAAUGCAACUUCGUUGUUUCAGAAUUUGCACAAGGAAGGUUUCGCUCUUGAUGUUUAUGCUUAUACUUCUUUGAUUACUGCUUGUGCUAGUAAUGGGAGGUAUCGGGAGGCGGUUUCAGUUUUUAAGAAAAUGGAGGAAGAGGGGUGUAGGCCGACUUUGAUAACUUACAAUGUGAUUUUGAACGUGUAUGGAAAAAUGGGUAUGCCUUGGCACAAGAUUAGAGCUCUUGUGGAGGGUAUGAAGAGUGCCGGGAUUACCCCAGAUUCUUAUACAUAUAAUACGCUUAUUACUUGUUGUAGGCGCGGGUCUUUGUAUGUGGAGGCUGCUGAGGUUUUUCAGGAGAUGAAAACAGCUGGGUUUGUGCCUGAUAAGGUUACGUAUAAUGCAUUGUUGGAUGUAUAUGGGAAGUCUAGGCGGACAAAGGAAGCAAUGGAGGUAUUGAAGGACAUGGAGUUUAAUGGGUUUUCUCCCAGCAUUGUGUCUUACAAUUCGUUGAUAUCGGCUUAUGCAAGAGAUGGUUUGCUGGAGGAGGCAACAGCCUUGAAAACCCAGAUGGUGGAGAAAGGGAUUAAACCAGAUGUUUUUACUUACACCACCCUUUUGUCAGGAUAUGAGAAGGCUGGGAAGGAUGAGCCGGCAAUGAGGGUUUUUGAGGAGAUGAAAAGUUUUGGUUGCAAACCAAACAUUUGUACCUUUAACGCCCUUAUUAAGAUGCAUGGUAACAGGGGAAAUUUUGCUGAGAUGAUGAAAGUUUUUGAAGAGAUUAAGAUAUGUAAGUGCACCCCCGACAUAGUUACUUGGAACACACUUUUGGCUGUGUUUGGCCAAAACGGGAUGGACUCGGAAGUUUCGGGAGUGUUCAGGGAGAUGAAGAGAGCAGGGUUUGUACCCGAGAGGGAUACUUUCAACACUCUAAUAAGUGCAUACAGCCGGUGUGGUUCUUUCGACCAAGCUAUGGCUGUGUAUAAAAGAAUGCUGGAAGCUGGUGUUACUCCAGACCUCUCCUCCUAUAAUGCUGUUUUGGCAGCACUGGCUCGAGGUGGCCUUUGGCAACAGUCUGAGAAAAUACUUGCCGAAAUGCAGAAUGGUCACUGCAAACCCAAUGAGCUUACAUAUAGUUCUCUGCUCCAUGCUUAUGCCAAUGGCAAAGAAAAUGAGCGCAUGCAUAUUCUUGCUGAAGAAAUAUACUCUGGUGUAAUUGAACCCCACGUUGUUCUCUUGAAGACACUUGUUCUCGUUUUUAGUAAGAGUGACCUCUUGAUGGAAACAGAACAUGCCUUCUUGGAACUGAGAAGAAAAGGGUUUUCACCUGACAUAACUACCUUGAAUGCGAUGCUAUCAAUAUAUGGUCGGAGGCAGAUGUUUUCGAAGACAAGUGAGAUUUUGAAAUUUAUGAAUGAGAUGGGAUAUACUCCUAGCUUGACAACUUACAAUAGUUUGAUGUAUAUGUACAGUCGUUCAGAAGAUUUCGAGAAAUCAGAACAGUUUCUAAGGGAGAUAAUGGAGAAGGGAAUAAAGCCUGAUAUAAUUUCGUACAACACUGUCAUUUUUGCCUAUUGUAGAAACGGUCGUAUGAGAGAGGCUUCGCGGAUAUUCUCAGAAAUGAGGGACGCUUGGAUUUCUCCAGAUGUGAUCACUUACAACACCUUUGUGGCAAGUUAUGCAGCUGAUUCAUUGUUUGAGGAAGCUAUUGAUGUGGUCCGCUACAUGAUUAAGAAUGGCUGCAAACCAAAUCAGAACACAUACAACUCCAUCGUGGAUUGGUACUGUAAGCACAACCGACGGGAUGAUGGAGUUCAGUUUGUCAAUAACCUUUGCAAUCUUAAUCCGCAUAUAUCCGAGGGGGAGGAGUCCAGAUUGCUAGACCGUAUUAAAAAUAAGUGGUCAUAAUUAGUUUCUCCUGUAUGAAUGGGGUUGCUGCUUGAUUGGCUUAGUUUUAGCCUUGAACGCUUUUGUAGCCUUGAACGCUUUUGUACAUCAAGCCGUUCAUUACCUCUUGUUAUGCUCAUGUUAUAUAUAUUUUGUUCGGGCAUGGAGACGAGGAGGAUGUAAUUGUCUUGUUGUACAUGAUUUUGUUGUUUCUCGGAAAGGCUAGCUGCAGGAUAUUGUGAAUAUUUUGUAAGUGAACAAAUUAAGCUACAUGUUUGUUCGGUUUCAAUUUAAAUGGCCUGGCCUGAAGCGUAUUUGUAUAGAUAAAGCUGAGAUGAAGCAGUGGGUGCUGAGUAACUUUCGAGGUAUGUACAAUUAACUCUUCGUCGUUAACCAAACUUGCCUGUAACUGCGGAAGCUUUGUUUAUUUUGAUAGUUAAAUUGUGAAAAUUUUAGGGUUGCAACAA